Messenger RNA from Chaetomium fimeti, 1038 nucleotides. RefSeq lists its product as uncharacterized. The record is from RefSeq and is a predicted model, not a curated record. NCBI's taxonomy places the organism in Eukaryota, Fungi, Ascomycota, Sordariomycetes, Sordariales, Chaetomiaceae. The coding region runs from base 1 to 1038 and encodes 345 amino acids. The transcript has 5 exons.
AUGAGGCUUACGUUCCUUACUUUGCUGCUGGCUGCAAAGAGCAGGGCGGUAGUCCGGUUCCACUGCUCUCAGUUGGUCGUUGAGAGACUGGACCCUCUCGUCAACCCAGGGUCAAUCCCCUCGAGCCAUGUCCAUCAAAUUGUCGGCGGUGAUGCCUUCAACGCCACGAUGGAUCCCAGCAGGGACCUCCCGGCAGAGUCGAGUUGCACAACCUGCCAGUUCGCCGACGACUUCUCCAACUAUUGGACAGCGGUCCUGUAUUUCCGAGCACAGAACGGCAGCUACAAGCGGGUGCCUCAGCUAGGCAACAACCAGUUCGAGACGGCCCGGGGCGGGCUCACCAUCUACUACAUGCAGGAUGCCAUCUACGACCAGGGCCAAAAGUCCAAGGUCCAGGCAUUCAAGCCGGGCUUCCGCAUGUUCGUCGGCGACCUGACCGCACGCACCCUCUCCGCCGCAUCCCACUCCCGCCAGCUAACCUACGUGUGCAUGGACACAUGGACGAGCCGCGCCCCGGAAACUAUGGCCUUCCCGACGCGGCCCUGCCCGGAGGGCAUCAUGACCUCGCUGCGCUUCCCGACCUGCUGGGACGGCAAGAACCUCGACAGCCCCGACCACCGCGCGCACAUGAGCUACCCGGCGACGGGCACCUUCGAGAGCGGCGGGCCGUGCCCGGACUCGCACCCCGUGCGUGUGGGACAAGUGAUGUACGAGGUGGUGUGGGAUACCAGGGGGUUUAACGAGCUGGAGUGGCCGGCCGACGGGAGCAGUCCGUUCGUGUGGUCAUUUGGCGACGCGACGGGCUACGGGACGCAUGGGGAUUACGUGUUCGGGUGGAAGGGGGAUGCGCUGCAGAGGGUGUUGGAUGCGCCGUGCUGGUUUGAUACCGACUGUGCGGAGGAGUCGAAUUCCACGCUGCAGUCGAUCGAGGCUAUGAAUAGCUGCUCGCAAAAGGUUGUGGUGGAUGAGGAUAUUGAUGGAUUGCUCGACGUGCUUCCAGGCGGAUUCCACGCUGAUUAUGGGCACGGUGAAGUGUAA